This is a messenger RNA of Triticum urartu, 4022 nucleotides long. RefSeq names its product auxin response factor 21. Gene Ontology annotation, biological process: regulation of DNA-templated transcription; response to hormone. Lineage: Eukaryota; Viridiplantae; Streptophyta; Magnoliopsida; Poales; Poaceae. Gene Ontology annotation, cellular component: nucleus. The record is from RefSeq and is a predicted model, not a curated record. Gene Ontology annotation, molecular function: DNA binding.
UGAUUCCUGCGCCGUGUGCCCUGCCCCCCUCGAAAGCUUGUACGCACGCCUGAUUCCCGGAGAAACAAUUAUCCCGCGCCCGUGCGAGGCCAACCAAUCAAUGAACUAAUCAUCGAAGCCUGCAGGCAAUUUAACAAAGCCAAGCAGUACGGCGGCCAGCGCGCUCCGCCACUGCCCACUGGCCACAGCCCACAGCACGGCGCUCUCGCGGAGUAUUAUAUUGCUCUUUCCGUCGCUCCGCCCGAGUAUUUUCUCCUCGCCUCGGGAGCUGCUCCGUUCCUCCUCCCUCCCUCCCUCCCACCCUCGCCGGCGACCCGCCGAUGCCCCCCGGGCGGCGGCGGCGGAGGCGGGGGCACCAGUGACUGACCGGGCCGCGGCGGUGCGCGGCGCGGACGAUGGCGGCGCCGGAGGGCUCUGGCGCCGGCGGCGGGGAGGGGGCGAGGGGGAGCAGGGUGAACCAGGAGCUGUGGUACGCGUGCGCGGGGCCGCUGGUGGCGCUGCCGCCGCCGGGGAGCCUCGUCGUCUACUUCCCGCAGGGACACAGCGAGCAGGUCGCAGCAUCUAUGCGAAAGGAUGCAGACGCGCAGAUUCCAAGCUAUCCAAAUCUUCCAUCAAAGCUGAUAUGCAUCCUCCACAGCGUCACUAUGGAGUCUGAUCCUGACACGGAUGAAGUUUAUGCUCGGAUGACUCUCCAGCCAGUUAGCAAUGUUACACAGUGUGACAAGGAGAUAUUGCUGGCAUCAGAGCUUGCCCUGAAACAAAACAAGCCACAAACAGAAUUCUUCUGCAAAACAUUGACCGCGAGUGAUACGAGCACUCAUGGAGGAUUCUCCGUGCCACGGCGUGCUGCAGAGAGGAUUUUCCCUCGUCUUGACUUCUCAUUGCAACCUCCUGCUCAGGAACUCCAGGCCAGGGAUUUACAUGAUACCAUUUGGACAUUCCGUCAUAUAUUUAGAGGCCAGCCUAAAAGGCAUCUUCUGACUACUGGCUGGAGCCUAUUUAUUAGUGGAAAGAGACUUCUUGCUGGGGACUCAGUCUUAUUUAUUAGGGAUGCAAAACAGCAACUCCUCUUGGGGAUCAGGCGAGCAAAUAGGCAACCUACUAACCUCUCAUCAUCCGUCUUGUCUAGUGAUAGCAUGCAUAUCGGAGUUCUUGCUGCUGCAGCUCAUGCAGCAGCAAAUAACAGCCAAUUUACAAUAUUCUAUAACCCAAGGGCUAGUCCUUCAGAAUUUGUGAUUCCUUUUGCCAAGUACCAGAAGGCAGUUUAUGGCAACCAAUUAUCUCUUGGCAUGCGGUUUAGAAUGAUGUUUGAAACCGAAGAAUCUGGAACAAGAAGGUACAUGGGUACAAUAACUGGCAUAAGUGAUCUGGAUCCUGUAAGGUGGAAAAACUCUCAGUGGCGCAAUAUUCAGGUUGCAUGGGAUGAAGCAGCACCAAGUGAAAGACGCACCAGGGUUUCCCUUUGGGACAUUGAGCCUGUCAUCGCUCCUUUCUUCAUCUAUCCCACACCAUUAUUCACUGCAAAGCGUGCGAGGGAACCUGGGAUGAUAGAUGAUGAUAGCUCUGGAAUGGAUAAUCUUUUUAAGAGAACCAUGCCAUGGCUUGGUGAGGAGAUAUGCAAGAAAGAUAUGAAUACUCAGAACAGCAUAGUGCCUGGUCUAAACUUAGCUCAGUCACUUCAGUGGAUGAAUAUGCAGCAGAACUUGUCACUAGCUGGCACAGUUAUGCAACCAGAGUUGCUAAACUCAUUAGCUGGCAAACAUGUGCAAAAUUUGUCCGCAGCUGAUAUAUCAAGGCAAAUCAGCUUUCAGCCCCAAUUCCUGCAACAAAAUAACAUCCAGUUCAACACCUCGUUACUACCUCAGCAAAACCAACAGGCUGAACAGUUAGCGAAAGCUAUAGCUACACCAAACGAACUGGGAAGUAUUAUGGUACUACAGAAGGUAGAUCAAAAUUGCAAUUCUGGCCAGAAGCAGCAUACAGUUACUCAAUCAGUGCAAGGCAGCCAGGCAAACUUGAACGUCACACAGCCUGAACAUGUUGCCCAAGCUCAGUUCCAGCAACCUCGAGUUAUUCUCCAGGCUCAACUCCAGCAACAGCAACCUCUGGUCCAGAGUCAUACCGUCUUUCAGGGAGGCCUUCAGCAAAUCCAGGUCCUGCAGCAACAGCAACCACAUUUGCAGCAACAACCUCAACAUCAUCAGCAGGUUCAGCACUCAGUACAGGAGCAGCAACAAAUGAAGAUACAACCUGUUCACGUGUCCAGUGAUGCGAACAUGAAUACACAACUAUCUGAUCAUCAAAUGAAACUUCAAUUAUUAAAGGCUCUACAUUCACAGCAACAUCUGACCAUGGAGCAGCAGAAAAUGCUUUUUGAUUUGCAGCAACAAGUGGUAAAUUCUCAGUCAGAUCCUCAGCAAUGUGUGCAAGGAGCUACCCAAACUGUUGGCUUUCACAACAGCAACACCAUCCAGUAUGCAGCGCAGCAAAAGGCCCAGUCUCACCAACCGAUUGAAGAUUCGCCUAGGGGUACCAUUCCUGUUGCAAAAUCAGAUAUUGUUACCUCCAUGGGUGCUAGCUCUUUGAAUGUGGCUGGCCGAAUGCAGUCAGUGAGGACAGAUAAUGUUCGGUCUUCGUCAACAUCACCAUCCACUACCACUAAUCAUGUUCUUUUGCAGUCCAUCCCAAGUAGCUCCAAGAACCAGAGUUUACCAACUGCAGCAAAAACAUCUCAAUCAUCUGUUGUCUUGGGCCCUACAAUUGAACAGGAAAUGAAGUCUUACCAGAGUGUGAAGCCAACAAUAAUGAUUCCCAAGAUGAUUGAACAAGGGCCAGCUACUGAACGAGACUACAUAACCAACCCCCACAUGGAUUACUUGGAUACGUCCUCCUCAGCUACUUCGGUUUGCCUUUCUCAGGCUGAUGGAUCAUUGCAACAAAACUUUCCAUCUUCAUCCUUCGAUCAGCAUCAGCUGUUGAGGGACACAGCUCCAGAUAGUGAGUUUGAGAUUUCAGAUCCAACAAAUAACCUUCUAUUUGGGGUGAACAUUGAUGGUCAACUGGGCUUACCACUUAAUGCAGAUGCCUUGCUUGCAAAUAGCAUUGAAAAUGAUAAAUUCAUGGAUGAGAUGGCUGGAAAUGGCAUUUCUAACUACAUUUCAUCUAAGGAUUCUCAACAAGAGUUAUCAUCUUCAAUGAUUUCACAUUCACUUGGAGUUGCUGACAUGAGAUUCAAUUCUAUAGAUUCUGCAAUCAAUGAUCCCCCAUUCUUAAAUAGAAAUUCCAGGGCACCGGCUCCUGCACAUCAACGCAUGCGAACUUACACCAAGGUGCACAAACGUGGUGCUGUAGGGAGAUCUAUCGACAUGAACCGUUAUUCAGGGUAUGAUGAACUGAAGCAUGACAUUGCGCGGAUGUUUGGUAUCGAGGGGCAGCUUGGUGACCAAAGUAGAGUUGGCUGGAAACUAGUAUAUGAAGAUCAUGAGAAGGAUGUUCUACUAGUUGGUGAUGACCCAUGGGAGGAUUUUCUGAACUGCGUACGGUGCAUCAGGAUUCUUUCUCCACAGGAAGAAAUGCAAAUGAGAUUGGUUGGUGACUUCGGAGACGGCUUUCUACCCAACCAGGCCUGCAGCAGCUCAGAUGGGGGUCAACCUUGGUAACUGAGAUCACAUGUAUGAAUGACCAAUGUAGUUUCUGGUGCUGUGGGACCGACAUUUUUCUCCUCUCGGUCAGUCUUAUGAAUACAGAUGCUGAGGAUGGCAGUUGACGAUAAUUUAGGCUCCGAAAUUCCGAGGUCGAGCGAACAUGAAUAUAAGGAACAAUUCAUACUUUUUGUCUCUGUUGUAGUCUUGUAGUCCUCAUGUUCUGUUGGCCUUGCAAUCUACAUAGCCAACCCAUAUUUUCUGCUGCCAUGUAGUAUAUGUCAUUGUUGCCUGAUGUAACAGUUUGCCACAUACUCAGAUGUCAACUACUGUAACUUGCUACAGAUUCUAAAUGAAGAAAUCGUAUUCUCCCCUUGUUCA